AUGAAGGGAGGGUUAGUCGUGGAUGAUGGGUUCAUCUACGAAGAAGAGAAGCAUCUCACAGUGCAUAAAACUUGUUUGUUCUUCGCUAACGAUGGCUUCACUGUCUAUGAUUGCAAAGGUGAGUUAGUGUUCCGAGUUGACUCUUACGGGCCUGACACUCGGGAUCCGGGUGAACUCGUUCUCAUGGACGCUCAUGGCCGCUGUCUACUCACUGUCAGAAGAAAGCGGCCGAGUCUGCAUCACAGGUGGGAAGGCUAUUUAGGAGAAGGAACGGACGGUAGCAAGCCGAUCUUUAGUGUCCGAAGAUCAUCCAUAAUCGGACGGUGUAGCGUGACGGUGGAAGUGUAUGGGAAUCCAGGUGAGGAGUACCAGAUAGAAGGAUCCUUUGCCAACAGAUCGUGCAAAAUAUUCAAUGCAGGGAAGGAAUCAAUGGCUGAGAUCAGACGCAAAGUAGAUGCCUCCACUAAGGUAGUGCUUAGCAAGGACGUCUUCUCUUUGUGCCUUAAGCCUGGUUUUGAUGGGGCAUUAGCUAUGGGGUUGGUUUUGAUCCUUGAUCAAAUAAACGGUGAUGAUUGCGUUGGGGAUGAAGUUGUGGUGCACCCCACGACAGACGGUUAG
Dovyalis caffra is the source of this 618-nucleotide messenger RNA. Lineage: Eukaryota; Viridiplantae; Streptophyta; Magnoliopsida; Malpighiales; Salicaceae. The record is from the annotation of a GenBank genome assembly.